AUGCUUGGUGGGGGAGGGGAGAGCAAGGGUUCAAAGAGACCCGGCCUUGCUAAGAAACCCCGGGCUGGGGAGCCCCACGGCCGCCUCCCCCCACCCUCGCGGCCGUCCCCCGCCCGGCGGCUGUCUCCCCAGGGCCUGGACGAUGACCUGGGCCAGGGACACUGGUCCCCAGCUCUGCCCGCUGCCACCGGGAAGACGGCUUCAGCGGGCCCCAAGGUCACCGCGACCGGGAGAUCGCGCAGCCCAGGGGGUCGCCCGGCGCCGCCGCCGCGGAGUAAACAAGCCCCCCACCCACCACGCCGGCCCUCGCGGGGUCGCCGCCGAGCCGGGGCGCAGGAGGCGCAGGAGGGCGGCCGAGGCCCCGUUGGCCCAAGGACGCGUCCCCUGGAGCGGAGCCCGGCGGAAAGCGGGGGGCGAGGGCGGGGACCAGGAGGUGGCGCGUCCUUACCCGGAGCCGAGGUACCAGCCAGAGGGACUGGCCGCGCCGGCGCCGGCGGUUUUAUCUCUCCGGGAGGGAGGGGGUCCACCUAUUGA
Choloepus didactylus (southern two-toed sloth) is the source of this 534-nucleotide messenger RNA. RefSeq names its product translation initiation factor IF-2-like. The record is from RefSeq and is a predicted model, not a curated record. Bases 1 to 534 code for a protein of 177 amino acids. The transcript is spliced from 4 exons. Lineage: Eukaryota; Metazoa; Chordata; Mammalia; Pilosa; Megalonychidae.